AAAUCCUCUUGUAACAAAGAAAGCUACAGCUGGGACAAACUGAUGAUCAAAAUCAGAUGGAUACAUACAGCAGGACCUACAGCCUCCACUCUAGCUAUGACUCUUCCUCGAAACUAGCCAAGAAUGUUUGGUGCAGCCUUCCCCUUAUGAUUGGACUCCAUUUGCAUAAACACUGUAGUGAUGAUUCAGGGCCCUGCCUACAAAGCAUGUCUUUAAAAAUACUGGGAAAGGACAAGGUUGCCUUUCAUUGAGGGACCUGCCCUAGAGAGCAAAGCUUUGUUGGGCUACAUUGCCGCAGCUUGUAGACACCUUCCACCUACUGGUGUGCAAACAGAACCAAGACACCAGGCGGGUACCUUUUUCAAGGUUAGGUUCCCAGGAACCUGUUUGGGGAUUCUGGAAUGGUGCUCCUCUUUCUCCUCAUGGCAACCGUCUUGCCUUCUGUGUGGAUGUGUGAACAGAAGAAGGCCCUGGAUGUCUACGUGAAGGAACAUGAUCCAUAUUACAGUUACACCCUCAAAAAGGAAGAGACCAAGCAGGGUGUCACUGUCUAUUCACUCAACAUGACUUCUCUGAAGUGGCUGGAUGAAUCCGAAGUGGAGAGAUCAGUUUGGUGGCAUGAACUAUUCAUUGUCCUGCCAAAAGUCCAAACAAUGAAUGACUCCUGUUUGCUGAUUCCCAGCAAUGGAAGAAAUGAUUGUGUACCUGUUCUAGAUAUUGACUAUAACCUCAACGACAUCAUUGACACAGCAAAAUCUACUGGAUCGUGUGCAGCUCUAUUGAGGCAGAUCCCAAACCAGCCAAACACCUUCUAUAAAAUUCCCAUCGAAGAAUGCAAGAAAAGCUCUUCUGAUGGAGGACUGAGUUGUUCAUGGUGGAAAUUUCUCAAUGACAAGACUGCUCGGCCACACACACUGUUACAAUUCCCGAUGGUCAAGGCUACUGUGAGAGCUAUGGAUACUAUAACUGCUUUCCUGAUGAAUGAAUCCAAUGGGAAGAUGAAUAUCACAAAGUUUACAUUAGCAGGCAUUUCCAAGCGUGGCUGGAGCUCCUGGCUCACUGCAGCCGUGGACAACAGGGUGGUUUCUUUUUUCCCAUUCCUUGCUGAUCUUUUGAAUAUGAGGAAGAAUUUGCACCACCAAUACCGAUCAUAUUGUGGAUGGACUUUUUUACUGAGGCCUUUACGUGAUACAAACAUAACUCAACAGUUGGAUAAACCCCGGUUCAAGGAAAUGGCAUCACAUAUAGACCCUCUUGAGUACAAUGGACGAUACAGUAUGCAGGCCAAGUACAUCAGUGUGGCAACAGGAGAUGAAUUUUUUCAGCCUGAUGAUUCACACUAUUACUUUUCUCAGCUGAUGGGAGAGAAACUUUUCCGGAUUGUUCCCAAUAUUGGUCAUGCUCAUACUCUUCUUUUGGGCCAAAGGGUAACUCUCCUGGACUCACUCAAAGCCUUUUAUGUCAGCACCAUGCAAAACCUGAGAAGGCCCCAAAUCACCUGGAACAGGACUGAGACAAAUACUUCCGGCAUUAUCCAUCUCUUCACAGAUCAAGAGCCCUUGUCAACCAAGUGUUACUUCGCUAGCACGCUUAGCUCUCAAAGGCGGGAUUUCCGGUUAUUUGUGGGACCCGGUAUACCUCAGCCUGUACUGUGGUGUCAAUGCAGUGUUGAAAAAGUGAGACCGGGCAUUUAUAAGGCAGAAGUGAAUAAACCAUUAAAGGGAUGGAGAGGAUUCUUUAUAGAGGUCACUUUCCCAGGACCUGGGGGCCAUACCCAUGUGUUCACCUCAGAGCUACACAUCAUUCCAGACACAUUUCCAUGCACAGACUGCAAAGGAGAGCAAUGCUAUGGAGAAUUGGUGUGACACCAGGUGGAGAUGCUGGGAUUUGUGCUGCUGAUAGGAUGCCUGAAACAAAAGCCUGGGGAAAAUGUAGGAACUGAAAAUACAGGGGAGCAUCCCUCUUAAUCU
This is a messenger RNA of Anolis sagrei ordinatus, 1970 nucleotides long. RefSeq names its product autocrine proliferation repressor protein A-like. NCBI's taxonomy places the organism in Eukaryota, Metazoa, Chordata, Lepidosauria, Squamata, Anolidae. The record is from RefSeq and is a predicted model, not a curated record.